CCGCCUUCCUCUCCGCCCAGCGGGGCGGCCUGCGGGCGGGGGCCGGGUCUCCGCGCUGACCCCCUCCCGUCCCCGCAGAGCCUGCGCCGCGCUCUCGGGAACUCGGCGGGGCCUCGGCUUCCAGAGUUGGCGCGCGGGACGGACUCCGUGGACCUGGCUUAGCGCAGCCGCCGCGCCUCCUCUCACUCUGGUACCGAGCAGAUGGACCUGACCUGCUAUUGCUGCGAAGAGGGCCUUCUGGGAGUGAGAAAUGACACACCCUGAUGACAAGAGAGGCUCCAGCCCUUCAACAGAGAGAAAAAAUCAUUCCAGCUGCAGUGAAGAAAUCAUAGAGACUGGGUGGAGUGGACAUAGUUAUCCAGGUCCAACAGGCGCUCCUCCAAGCGGAGCCUUGGAGGGCAAGGCCGGCACCAUUACCUCCAACGAGUGGAGCUCUCCUAACUCCCCUGAGGGGAGCAACGUCUCUGGGGGCAGUCAGGCAUUGGACAAGCCCAUCGACAAUGAUGCGGAGGGUGUUUGGAGCCCGGACAUUGAGCAGAGCUUCCAGGAGGCCCUGGCCAUCUACCCACCCUGUGGCCGGCGCAAGAUCAUUCUGUCGGAUGAGGGCAAGAUGUACGGUCGGAAUGAGCUGAUUGCUCGUUACAUCAAGCUCCGGACAGGGAAGACCCGCACCAGGAAGCAGGUCUCCAGCCACAUCCAGGUGCUGGCUCGUCGCAAAGCCCGUGAGAUCCAGGCCAAGCUAAAGGAUCAGGCAGCUAAGGACAAGGCCCUGCAGAGCAUGGCUGCUAUGUCGUCCGCCCAGAUCAUCUCCGCCACAGCCUUCCACAGUAAAAUGGCCCUCGCCCGGGGCCCUGGCUGCCCAGCAGUCUCAGGGUUUUGGCAAGGAGCUUUGCCGGGCCAAGCCGGAACAUCCCACGAUUCUACCACAGACUUGAGUUUCCAAACUCAUGGAGCAUCUCACAGCCCCCAGACCUUUGCCUCUGCUGUGUCCUCUGCCCAGAACGCCCUUUCCCUGGCUUCACUAACUGCCGUCUACUUCUACGUCAUAACUUCUUUCAAGCGUCGCCUUCGGAAAAACCUUUUCCGACCACCCCGAGGCUACGUCAUUGUGGUUAAUGAUGGUCUGAUAGCUCCGCUGGACCAGAAGCUCCUUGAGGGCGAGAACCCAGCAGAGCCUGCCCUGGAAGCCCUUUCGGUCCAGCAGGCAUGCAGGUUCGAGUCUCCUUCAGGAGCCGCCCCAUCGCCCUCAGCGCCCCCAGCACCCCCGUGGCAGGGCCGCAGCGUGGCCAGCUCCAAGCUCUGGAUGCUGGAGUUCUCUGCCUUCCUGGAGCAGCAGCAAGACCCUGACACGUACAACAAGCACCUGUUCGUACACAUUGGCCAGUCAAGCCCAAGCUACAGUGACCCCUACCUUGAAGCCGUGGACAUCCGCCAGAUCUAUGACAAGUUCCCAGAGAAAAAGGGUGGACUCAAGGAGCUCUUUGAACGGGGACCUUCCAAUGCCUUUUUUCUCGUGAAGUUCUGGGCAGACCUCAACACCAACAUGGAGGACGAAGGCAGCUCCUUCUACGGGGUCUCCAGCCAGUACGAGAGUCCCGAGAACAUGAUAAUCACCUGCUCCACCAAGGUCUGCUCGUUCGGCAAGCAGGUGGUAGAGAAAGUGGAGACAGAGUAUGCCCGCUACGAAAACGGCCACUACUCCUACCGCAUCCACCGGUCCCCGCUCUGUGAGUACAUGAUCAACUUCAUCCACAAGCUGAAGCACUUGCCCGAGAAGUACAUGAUGAACAGCGUGCUGGAGAACUUCACCAUCCUGCAGGUGGUCACCAACAGAGACACACAGGAGACUUUGCUGUGCAUUGCAUAUGUCUUCGAGGUGUCAGCCAGCGAGCAUGGGGCUCAACACCACAUCUACCGGCUGGUGAAAGAAUAAGAGACUUGGGGAGCAGGGACGGGGGAAGAGAUGUGUGUGUGUGUGUAGGGACAUGGGGUGGGGACCUGCAGGGACAGCCCCUUGAAGUGCCAAGAAAGCUGACCCUUCCUACCCAGGAACAAACUGUGCCUCAACCUGCAGUGCCCAACCCCAAAUAAACCCAAGAUGUGUAUUUUCACAGGACCCCACCUGGCUGUAGGAGCCCUGGGAGGGACUGUGGGAGAAGGGGGGCAGUCUGGGAAGCGGGCCGGAAGCAGCCCCAGAGAUGCAUCAUGGGCAGUUCUGAAGCCAUUGCCCCAGUGGACUCGGCCAGGAAUGUCGCCAGACGCUGAAGGUCAAGCUGGAUGGUCCCUCUGCUGCCUGGAGCCUCUGCACUCUGCUGCUGGCCACGCUGGGAGGCCUGAGGACAGGCGCGUGGGCUCCCAUUCUGUGCGUGCUCGAGUGUGCACCGCGGCUCCCUGAGCGUGCUGCAGCUGCUCUGCCUGGCACCUCUGCUGCCACUGCCGCGGGGCAGCUAACAGGGAGGCCCGUCCAACCCAGGCGUGGGUUUUAGGUGUGGAGGUGACUGAGUUGCUGGAAGGGGACACUGAGCCGUUUAGUUUUAUUCAUCUCUGGUGGUUGUGGACUCCAUGGCCCUGCUGGCUUGUUGAGGGGACUGGCUCCAGAUCAGAGGAGCCCGAGAUGGAGGACAGGAGGGGCAGUGCUGAAGCAGGCUGCCGAGUUGUGCAGAGGCUGGCGUCUUGCAGCACCCUUUUUGGUGGCGAAGGCCAAGAAAGUUGCGCAGAGGUCUGUGGUGACCCAGUGGUCUCUGAGACCAUCCAGUUCUGACUGGUGAGUCUUACCUCCCUCCCAGCCAAGAUGCCUGUCGGGUGGUGACCACCUCAGGGCCAGCCCAGGCAUCCACGCCCUCCCCAAACAGUAGUUUCUGUGCUCCUUGGGGCUGGAGAAGGGUGUGGAACCAAUGCUGCGUCUAGAGGCAACCACCUGUUCAUUUCCUGCUAACAGGCCAGCUUUGGGUUUCAGCAGUCCUGGCUUCAUCCUAGUAUUCCUAGCUGCCUGACUUUGGGCAAAUGUCUCCACCUUUCUGAGCCUGUAAAGGGGGCAGGCAAUAGCACCCACGUUAGAAGGCCUUAGUGAGGAGGAGAGAGAAUGUCUACAAAGUGCCUGGUGCAAGAUGCACUAAACAAAUGUUAUGAUGAUUAGCUUAUCACUCACCUCCCUCAGGGAGGCUUAGGCCUUGCUCUUUGCUGCCAUCUAGUGGCUCUUUGGUAUCAUCCCCAGUGGGAACCACAAUCCCAGGUGCCUGGGAUUCAACUUGCCUACAGGUGUUUACUGUGCCCCACGCUCACUCGGGAAGAUAAUAUAUAUUAAUACACAAAUGAGGAAGACAGUGUCUAGGAGGGGUACAGAGUGGUGGUUAGGAGCAAGCGUCAGACCACUAGGAUUGGAAUCCUGGUGUUUAGCUACUGCCUAGCCCUGUGACUUGGGGUAAAUUCCUUAAUUUCACUGUGCCUCAGUUUCCCCAACUGUAAAAUGGGUCUAAUAACAGUACCUACCUCGUUUAUGUAGAGAGCCUACCAUAGUGUCAAGCACAUAAAUGUGUUUGAUAAAUAUACUUUGUUACUAGUAGGAGCUUUCAGUCAAAGGAGUCAGAUUGGAAAACUGGCUAAUCUGAUCCUCAGACUUUGCUGUGCAUUGCAUAUGUCUUGAGGUGUCAGCCAGCGAGCAUGGGGCUCAACACCACAUCUACCGGCUGGUGAAAGAAUAAGAGACUUGGGGAUCGGAUGGGGAAGAGAUAUGUGUGUGUGAACUGGUCUUCAGAGAUGGGAGUGAGCAGGGUGUGCAUGAUUCAGGGAAGGGGCCCCAGUGGAGAGGGGCUGCCCCUUAACGAUGGGCAGUGUUUGGAUACACAGGCAGGAGGAAGGCUGGCCCUCCUUCCAGGUGGGUUACCUAGUCUCCCUCUGUCCUCCACAGGCCAGAACCCCUCUCUUUAUUAAAAAGCUUUAACAAACA
Molecule: messenger RNA, 3946 nt
Organism: Myotis lucifugus (little brown bat)
Lineage: Eukaryota; Metazoa; Chordata; Mammalia; Chiroptera; Vespertilionidae
Gene: TEAD4
Product: TEA domain transcription factor 4
Exons: 15
Coding region: 251-1933 (560 amino acids)
Biological process (GO): regulation of transcription by RNA polymerase II; embryonic organ development; hippo signaling
Cellular component (GO): transcription regulator complex
Molecular function (GO): DNA-binding transcription factor activity, RNA polymerase II-specific; RNA polymerase II cis-regulatory region sequence-specific DNA binding
Source: RefSeq, a predicted model, not a curated record